Messenger RNA from Fomitopsis serialis, 534 nucleotides. RefSeq lists its product as uncharacterized. Bases 1 to 534 code for a protein of 177 amino acids. Lineage: Eukaryota; Fungi; Basidiomycota; Agaricomycetes; Polyporales; Fomitopsidaceae. The transcript is spliced from 2 exons. The record is from RefSeq and is a predicted model, not a curated record.
AUGGAAUUCCGGACUUUGAGGCUAUCUACGCGUUGGGGGACUGCCCGGCUUGUGUGGUGGCUGCCCGGUUUGGGCAUGUGGCUGAGACCACGUGCGCGCAUACUAAAUCGGGCAGGAGAGCCAAACAGCGCCACAGUGUUCGACUCGCGUCGUGCUCUCUCCACUCGCUCUUCCUUCCUCCUCGUCGCCCGUCUCGUCGUGCUCUUCGACCCCUCCGCCGUGCUCGCCGUCUCCUCCGCCGCGCUCGCCGCCUCCGCCGCGCUCGCCGCCUCCCUCGUGCUCGCCGCCUCCCUCGUGCUCGCCGUCUCCUCCGCCGCGCUCGCCGCCUCCCUCGUGCUCGCCGCCUCCCUCGUCGUCGCCGCCAUCACCCUCUCCGUUGGGUGCCGAUGCCGUGAUAGCUGCAUUCGCAGGUCGUUGGUCGCCGCGUCUCCCUCAUUCCCUCUCCAUCGCUCGCCGCCCGUCUCCUCGUCGCCCCCGCGCUUCUCCGCACACGCUGCGGUCGCCGACGCUGGUUGGAGUUGGUUAGGGGUUUAG